Molecule: messenger RNA, 1776 nt
Organism: Suillus subalutaceus
Lineage: Eukaryota; Fungi; Basidiomycota; Agaricomycetes; Boletales; Suillaceae
Product: cytochrome P450
Exons: 15
Coding region: 1-1776 (591 amino acids)
Molecular function (GO): iron ion binding; oxidoreductase activity, acting on paired donors, with incorporation or reduction of molecular oxygen; heme binding
Source: RefSeq, a predicted model, not a curated record
AUGUCCCAAUCUUGGGUCAGUCCUGGCGUAGCGUAUCUCGCACGGGGCUUGCUUUCCAUCGUUGCUCCGGCCGCUUCCUCAGUCAUUAUCGUAGCACGCCUGGCCUCCCUAAAAGGCGUACGAGUUUCUCCAUGGCUUAUAUCUGCGGUGGUUUUGGGUGCUGCGCCUCUCGGGUUCGUGGCGUACGUUCUUGUGGAUGGGAGAUCGCAACAACGAAAGGCCAAUCGACUCGGUGCAAGACUUGUUCCUCGUGUCCGGGGUAAAUGGCCUGGAAAUCUCGACACGGUAGUGAAUAUGGUCCUGAGGAACGAGAAUGAAUACCUAGGACGACCUAUAGAGGACGAGAUCAAGGUACUCGGGCCGACUAUCAAUCUUCGUUUUUUUUGGGAGGACCUUAUCGUGACCACGGAACCACAACACAUCAAGGCAAGUUUCGAUACCAUUCUCGCAACUGACUUCGAUAACUAUGUCAAAGGUACCAAGUUCAGAGAAGCAGCCGACUCUGUCCUUGGAACGGGCGUAUUUAAUUCAGAUGGUGAAAUCUGGAAGCUUCACCGAACCAUGACAAGGCCAUUCUUCACUCAUGAUCGGAUAAGUCACUUUGACAUCUUUGACCGUCAUGCGGAUCAUGCUAUCGCUUUGGCCAAGGAACGUUUCAGAGCGGGCUUGGCAGUGGACUUCCAAGAUCUCAUCUCUAGAUUUACACUUGACUCUGCAUCGGAGUUCCUAUUUGGACACUGUAUCGAUUCGCUUUCCGCUGGACUCCCUUACCCUCAUAACGCAACAGAAUCCACAAAUACUAACCAAGGAGACAACGCUGCCGCCGCCUUCGCAUAUGCUUUCUCUCAAGCUCAACAGGGAAUAAAUCGGCGUGUUUCUACCGGGCAGACCUGGCCACUCACUGAGAUUCUUGCUGACAGCACCGCGCAACAUAUGAAAGUGGUAGAUGCAUUUUUAGAUCCGAUUCUCAAAGACGCUCUGGAGAAGCAUAGCACGGCUGUCGAGUUUAACAAAAAUGAAUUCGCAGACGACCAAACUCUUGUGGACCAUCUCGUAAAUUUGACGUCAGACUUCAAAAUCAUCAAAGAUGAGACAUUAAAUAUAUUACUGGCCGGAAGAGAUACGACGGCCUCAACAUUAACAUCAGCUGUUUAUUUGUUGGCAAUGCAUCCGGAGUUCCUCACUCGACUCAGGGAAGAAAUCAUAUCGAAGGUUGGGCUGACUCGCAGACCCACAUAUGAUGAUAUCAAAGAGAUGAAGUAUCUCAGAGCGGUCCUCAAUGAAACACUGCGCCUUUUUCCUGCUGUCCCCUUUGAUGUGAGGGAAAACGUACAUGAGACCACAUGGAUAUCCCCUGAACAUGGGAAGAAGCCACUGUUUAUCCCCCAGGGGACCAUGCUCUACUAUUCAGUGUUCCUUAUGCACCGGAGAACUGAUCUGUGGGGACCAGACGCAUUGGAGUUCGAUCCGGAUAGAUGGCUCGACGAGCGCGUGAAGAAAUACCUGAUUCCCAAUCCCUUCAUUUUCCUGCCAUUUAACGCGGGACCCAGAAUUUGCUUAGGGCAACAAUUUGCAUACAACGAAAUGUCGUUCAUGAUCAUUCGUUUACUGCAAAACUUUUUCAAGAUUACACUAUCACCCGAGCCGGCGAUGCGCCCACCUGCGUGGUGGGCUGAGAAAGACGGUCGGCAGGCUAUCGAGCAAUUCAGGCCGAGAAACCACUUGACACUUUAUGCCAUGGCAAGUCUUACUCCGAGAUACUUUACAAUUAUCUAA